This is a messenger RNA of Besnoitia besnoiti, 4260 nucleotides long. Its product is annotated as glycosyl hydrolases family 35 protein. Lineage: Eukaryota; Apicomplexa; Conoidasida; Eucoccidiorida; Sarcocystidae. The transcript has 14 exons. Bases 1 to 4260 code for a protein of 1419 amino acids. The record is from RefSeq and is a predicted model, not a curated record.
AUGGGAGGGGGACUGGCUGGCGACGACGCCGACGAUGACUGCCUGGAGGACGAUGGAGAGGCAUUCGACGUGUACGGGCAACCUUUUCUAGAACUGGACGGGCAACCGAGAGACGCGGACGGCCCGCAAGAGUCUCAGGGCGAAGGAGACGACGAGGGGGAACGGCUAGCCGUCACGCAGCACGUUUCUUCAGAGAGGCGAGCACAGAGCGAUUCGCGAGUCGACUCAAGGAACCCACGCAGGAAUCCACCAUUAGAGCCCCUGGCGCCUAGGCGGUCGUGGUGGCGUCCGAUAAAGCUUCUACUGACUGGAGGGGCGCGGCCAGCAUCCAGCGGGGUCGGUGAGGCCGUGGCGACAGCGCAAGGGUCUAGGCGAGGGAAGGCGGCGACGGCUCAGGACCGGCAGGGAACGAAGCUCGACGUCGUCGAGGCUGCUCUUCGUGUUCCCCGGAAGUGCUCGUCGGCGAGGAUCCUCUCGACGCUGAAAGUGCGACGACUUGCGAAGCCCGCCGGCGCACAUGCGGAGGCUCCCGCGACCCGAGAGACGCAGGGAGACGCCAAGAAAGGGGACUACGCAGACGCCAGCGACGUUGUUUAUACUCCAGCUUCGCACCGAGCGGACAAAGAGGCGCCGAGCUCUUCUCGAAGAGAACAGACGCGGCCGCGGCCUGUCGAGCAGCGCCCCGGAGAAGCCUCUGCAGGAAACAAGUUCCGCGACUCCCUCACUGCAGGCGGAGCGGAGGGAAAGGACCAGAGCCAAGAGCCCCACCUACGAAGCGUGCCAUGGGGCGGAGGCGGAGAACGGCUUCGAUCUUGCCGCGCCCGGCCGAUUGCCUUCUGGGGCCUCGGCCCGCGACACUGGAGAAGCGAGACGUACCUUCAGGCUCAUCAGGUGCUCGGCCUCGACGGUGUCUGCGAACCGAAGCGGCGACGCGUGGGGGAGGCAGCCGGCGGCAGAGAGAGGAGCGCGCUCUCCGCGUCAGACGGGACAGGGGCGGCCACAGGCCGACUCAGCCAGACUCACCCGACAAGCGGAGACGUCUCACUUGGCAGACCAGCGGAAGAAGCGGAUGUGCGCGAGGCAAGCGCAGGUCUCGCUGAUCCCGUAGCCCGCAAUGCCACCUGCCUGUCUCGAGGCGCGCCGGCCAGAAGGCGGAGACGGUUGUGGGAAGAACUGCACGGUGCGCUGAAUCUGCCGCUUAUUUACUCGCUGAAUGUUGCUUCAUCGUCUUUGACGGACCACAGCACCGACGGCUUUGCGAGCGCGCUUUUGGCUGACCCAGCCCUGGGCGAGGGCCGUGGCGCCGCUCUCCUGGGCAACUCCCUCCUUCUCGCCUGCGCCGGAGACGCCUGUGGGCCGCCUCUGGGCGGCAUUCAGGGCAUCCCUGGCUCGCGCUUUCGCUCCAGGGUUUUCCUCCUCGGAAGAGAGCGCAGAGCGCUGAAACGACAGGCGGCGAAACUGCAGAGCCUACGGGACAGUUUCUGGCGCCACUGCUUCUUUAGGAACGCCCCCUGCGUGUGGCUGUCUGCCCCAGCGACUUCCGCCUCUUUGUCGGGCCUCAUGCCGCUCGCAGAGAAAACGAAGAAAACGUUUUCGUGGCGGACGUUCCUUGGCCUGUCGCCUGAGCUCUCCGAGGACGUACUGGCUCCGCUUCGGGACGCUGCGAGCGGCGAAGAAAGUGGCCUGACGGCUGCGGCUCAGGGCGAGGGGUGUGAAGUGGAGACGGUUCAGUGGAGGAGACUCCUUCAUCUUCUCGAAUGGAGGACGCUUUCGUCGUUUGUCUCGUCGCUUCUCCGAGGGCAGCGGCCUGUCGCCCGGGCCUCGUGUCGCUCGCGGUCGCCGCCCUUCUCCCAAAACUCUGCGACAGCCACAACCGCACUUCCUAAAGAUGAAUCUGUCUCCGUACAGCGCGCAACCGGCGAGACCAGCUUCUCGUUCGCGGACAUUCCUGUGGAGGCGCUUCAAGACGCUAUGCGUUUUUUCGCAUUCGGAGGAACUAUCCUCUCGUACUCGCAGUUCAUUGCGGAGAACCCCGCCCUCGUUGAAAUCGAGUCCAAGAAAACCGACACAGGGCUGGGAUCUGCUGAGGAAAGCCCCCUGUCGGCGGCGAGCAACCUGGCUGUUCCCUGCGGCGCUCACUCGCAGGCUUGUUUGCCUCCCCGCACCACAUCAGUCCCUGUGCCUUCACCUGCGAGGCGCCGCCUAUUUCCGAAGGUUCAAGUGCUAGGGGACGACAAGCACGACGACAGCAGAGAAAACGCGGACGCAUUUGAAGAACCAGGGGGCGAGCUCGUACCGUUGAAUCUCUGGGCGUUACCGCAGACCCCGCUCUUUGACGUAUUGUCCUUUUUUCAUCGAUUUCUAGGUAAGUUGAGCGGCAACUUACUGGAGCUGCCCACGUACGCCCUUCCAUUCUAUCGACGCGCCCACGUUGAGAUCUUCCCCUUCAAGGACCUCGAUAUCAUCUGCAAUACUCACGGCAAGCGGACGAUUCGGGUGCCUCGAAAAGGAGGGAAAACGCAAUUGUCCUUGUCGCCGCGGUCCUGCUAUGGAUAUGAGAAAGUGACGGCUGCAUCACCAGCCCACGGCGGAAGGCGGCACACUCGGCUAGUUUACUCGACGCCGCUGUACCGGUUCCAGCAGAGCCACCAAUCUGCAGUGGCUGGCGCGGUUGACGGUCGCUUGCACGAGAGGAGUCCGGAAGUCCCUGUUGUCGGCGCGGGAGUUCACGCAGCAGGCGGACUGCCGCCUUGGUCUGACGGUAGUUCCCACGCCAACCUGUUUGUCAUUGCCGACGGAGGGAGAAGAUUGGAGCCUCAGGUGUGGCCGCAAACUCUGCACCAACUCGACCCCGUCCGGCCCGGUGCUACCAUCUCCAUUUUCUCCGUGGGACCUGCUUUUUGUAUACGCGAGGACGCGCCUGCGAGCGCCAUGCUGGGCGGCGCCUCCGUCCUGGCUUUUCCACAACGCCUUACCCAAGGCUGGUCGGACUUCGUCUGGUACGACGUGAACUUGGGCGGGCACAGCGAGGAGACGGUCUAUCGCGGGGCCUGUAGUCAAACACAGCCAAACACGGCCAUUUCAGCGGCUGAUAAAUCUGGCACUCUGGCUGUGCGAUCCAGCAGGCACAGCAGCUCUGUUUAUGUGUUCUCUGACCGCGGGGAACUUUUGGGCCAACAUCUUGUGUCCGCAAACGUCACCGAAAACGCGAGAGGCAACAGAGGACAGUCAGCACACGAAGAGCCUUUGCAUCCGGAUGAACUGUGGUUUGAAGUACAAGUGCCGCCCGAAGUCAGGAAGGUUGUUGUACUAAGUUCGUCCUUCGGUGCGGGGUCUCGUGCAUCCCCUCAUGAGACAGUUCGUCCGCGACCGUCCUGGAGAAGCCGCUUCAAGCAAUUGAUUAGUUGCGUCCGUCAGCUAUUGAGCGUCCUUUGCCAUUUGUCAGUAAAACAUACCGCGGCGGUUGACUCGUAUCCGAAGCGUCGGCAAGACAGUGCAAGAAGAGCCCUCUUCAAGACGCCACGCGGAGGGCGCGUGCAUGAGCUGCUUUGGCGAUCGUCGCCGUUGGAACCGACCAAGAGGUGUAUCGGUUUGCGGGGGGAGCCGCAGCUCUAUUCAGGCGUCGCUCUGCAAGCGUUCCUAGAACGGUGGGGGUUCACUGAUGCCCAACCCCGGAGCCUGACAAAGGAACCCGCUCCUCUAACGAAGCAGCAUCCACUGACGACACCUAAACGUACUACGGUCCACGUUCAUCUUCAACGUGCCCGAGUGGCAGCUUGGAGGCGUAUACCACAUACUGAAAGUUUUCCCAGGCAAGCCGUUGCAGCGGGCACCUUCUGGGUAGGAGCAGCGGCGGUCGUCACCCACGGCAUUUCUGGCUACGCGACGGAUGUACCACAAGGGAUGAGACCUGGAGAAAACCACAUCGAGCUACUUGAGGAAAAAGGAGGGUUCGCAGGAGGAGUCAGCAUCCAGGAGGUUCUGUAUGGCAGCCACAGUUCUGUUCUUUCGUUCGCGGAAUGCGUGCUUGCCGGAGCCGUCAUCCUCCUAGCCGGUCUCAUGCUUCUUGUCCUGUUCGGAAUACUUAUUCGGAUGUUCCACCAAAGAUACCAGGGGAGUGUGUUCACUGGAAAAGAGGUUCUCUUCCGGCAGAUUGUCCAGUCUUUCGACCCCGCUGAACUAGACAGCCCCUCCAAUUCGAGAGCAGUAUCUCCCGUUAACGGUCAAAGCGAUCCGCUGAGAUGCCACUGGCGCCGAUGA